AUGGAAUACACAGUUGAAUCUAACUUGCACGAUUUGAUCAACUCGAAAACGCACAAAUGGAUCUUUGUGGGUGGUAAAGGUGGUGUCGGUAAAACGACAUCGUCAUGCUCUAUUUCAAUUCAAAUGGCAACAGCGCAACCAAACAAACAGUUUUUGCUUAUUUCCACAGAUCCCGCUCACAACUUGAGUGAUGCGUUCGGUGAGAAAUUUGGCAAAGACGCCAGAAAAGUCACUGGUAUGGACAACUUGUCAUGCAUGGAAAUCGACCCUUCUGCGGCUCUUAAAGACAUGAACGACAUGGCCGUGGCCCAAAACGGAAGCGUGGGCGACGGACUCGGCGAUCUUCUACAGGGAGGCGCACUCGCCGAUAUCACUGGCUCGAUUCCCGGUAUCGACGAGGCUCUGUCGUUCAUGGAAGUAAUGAAGCAUAUCAAGAGACAGGAAGAAGGCGAGGGCGAGAAAUACGACACUGUGAUCUUCGACACGGCUCCUACCGGUCAUACCCUGAGAUUUUUGCAGUUGCCACAAACGCUUUCGCAACUUCUCGAAAAAUUUGGCGAUAUAGCUGGUAAGUUUGGUCCCAUGCUAAACUCUUUCACCGGAGGGGCUCAAAACAUGGACAUUAUGGGCAAGAUGAACGAAUUGAAGGCAAACGUCGAGAAAAUCAAACAGCAAUUCACAGACCCGGACUUGACCACUUUCGUCUGCGUUUGUAUCAGUGAGUUUUUGUCGCUUUACGAAACCGAGCGUCUGAUUCAGGAGCUGAUGUCUUACGACAUGGACGUGAACUCGAUCAUCGUGAACCAAUUGUUGUUUGCGGAAGACGAUAGCGAACACAACUGCAGACGUUGCCAGUCGCGCUGGAAGAUGCAGAAAAAGUAUUUGGACCAGAUUGACGAACUUUACGAAGACUUCCACGUAGUCAAAAUGCCCUUGUGUGCAGGCGAGAUUAGAGGGUUGACCAACUUGAAGAUGUUCUCGCAGUUUCUAAACACUGGCUACGCCCCCAAAGUUGACGGCAAGAUCAUUUACGAAUUGGAAGAGCAGAAGUAG
Lachancea meyersii CBS 8951 is the source of this 1053-nucleotide messenger RNA. The record is from the annotation of a GenBank genome assembly. Lineage: Eukaryota; Fungi; Ascomycota; Saccharomycetes; Saccharomycetales; Saccharomycetaceae.